Molecule: messenger RNA, 1230 nt
Organism: Penicillium roqueforti
Lineage: Eukaryota; Fungi; Ascomycota; Eurotiomycetes; Eurotiales; Aspergillaceae
Product: putative translation elongation factor eEF-1 subunit gamma
Exons: 3
Coding region: 1-1230 (409 amino acids)
Biological process (GO): translational elongation
Cellular component (GO): nucleus; cytoplasm
Molecular function (GO): translation elongation factor activity
Source: RefSeq, a predicted model, not a curated record
AUGGCAUUCGGAAAGCUCUACGGUCUGCCUGACAACGGUCGCACCAUCUCCAUCCUGGUCGCUGCUAAGCACAACGACCUCGACUUGGAGCUGGUUAACACCCAGGCCAACUCUACCGCUGAAUUCAACACCAGCGCUGAGUACCUCAAGAUCAACCCCACUGGCAAGAUCCCCGCCUUCGAGGGUGCCAAUGGCUUCACUCUGUCUGAGGCUAUUGCCAUUGCCGUCUAUGUUACCUCCCAGAACGAGAAGACCACCCUUCUCGGCAAGACCAAGCAGGAUUACGCUUCCAUCCUCCGCUGGUUGUCCUUCGUCAACUCCGAGGUUCUCCCCAAGUUCGGUGCCUGGUACCGUCCUUUGUUGGGUCUGGAUGGUUACAACAAGAAGACUGUCGAUGAGGCCUCCAAGGUUGCCCUGAAGGCCAUCUCCGCCUUCGAGACUCACCUCACUGCCAACACCUACCUUGUUGGUGAGCGUAUCACUCUGGCCGAUAUCUUCGCUGCCUCCCUCCUUACCCGUGCUUUCGCCACUGUCUUGGACAAGACCUGGCGCGAGGCCAACCCCGCCACCACCCGGUGGUACAACACUAUUAUCAACCAGGACGCCUUCAAGGCCGUCGUCCCCAGCCCCAAGUUCGCUGAGGAGGUCGUCAAGUACGUCGCCCCCAAGAAGGAGCCCAAGCCCAAGGCCGCUGCCCCCGCCGCUGCCGCCCCCGUCGAGGCCUCUACCGCUGAGCCUAAGGCUAAGCACCCCCUUGAGGCUCUUGGCAAGCCCACUCUUAUCCUCGAUGACUGGAAGCGCAAGUUCUCCAACGAGGACCCCCGCACCGUUGCCAUGCCCUGGUUCUGGGAGCACUUCAACGCCGAUGAGUACUCUCUCUGGAAGGUCAACUACCGUUACAACAACGAGCUCAAGCUCACCUUCAUGGCCAACAACUUGAUCGGUGGCUUCCAGACUCGUCUCGAGGCUUCCCGCAAGUACCUCUUCGGUGCUCAGUCCGUUUACGGCGAGAACUACAACUGUGUCGUCUACGGUGCCUACAUGACCCGCGGCCAGGAGUGGGAGCCCGCUUUCACUGUCGGCCCCGACUACGAGGGUUACGAGUUCACCAAGCUCGACCCCUCCAACGAGGCUGACCGCAAGCUCGUUGAGGACAUGUGGUCCCAGGACGUUCCCGUCACUGUUGACGGCCAAGUUAAGGAGUGGGCCGAUGGUCACGUCUUCAAAUAA